Messenger RNA from Betta splendens (Siamese fighting fish), 4291 nucleotides. RefSeq lists its product as uncharacterized. The record is from RefSeq and is a predicted model, not a curated record. The transcript has 5 exons. Gene Ontology annotation, cellular component: nucleus. The coding region runs from base 209 to 1735 and encodes 508 amino acids. NCBI's taxonomy places the organism in Eukaryota, Metazoa, Chordata, Actinopteri, Anabantiformes, Osphronemidae.
GGCUCGGCUGGGAGCUCGCGCCGCGUAUCGAGACAGAGCUAGUAGCAGCGGCAGCCGGAGAAAAAAAACAGAAGAGCCGAUCAGUGGACGGAACAGCCGAGCGAGCCCAUUUUCACCCAGUUUUCCGCCUGGGAGACAGGGCAGGGGGUGGGCUGGAGGCUCGGCUACAGAAGAAUGAGAAAGCCCUCUUACCGGACGGGGCGAAAAUAUGAACGGGCCCGUGUACAUUUCGUUUUUCCAGGGCCAACUGGAGUCGGUGCUGGAGCAAGUCGUUCAGCUCGCCGUCCAGGAAAUAAGCAAGACGGUUGGCUCCAGUCUGAACGCGCUGCUGCUGGAGACGGCCGUCAAGGAGCAAGAAAACCGUCGGCUCAGGCUCCAGCUGCAGUCGCGGGAGAGCCGCGGCAGAGCGAACGCGGACUCCACUGACGGCGGGGGCUCCGCGGCGGGCGCUAAGAGCAAGGCUGGCGAUGAGAGGGCGGACGGUGGCAGGACAAAGCCCGAGCAGCACGCCCCCGGAGGGCCGGGCACCGACACACGCCGACUGGAGCAGAGAGGACGAGUCGUGGACCAGCUGAAAUCAGUCAUGCAGCAGGUCCUGGACUUUGCUGUGCGCGAGCUGACCAAGAUUGUGGAAGCUUCGUUUGACGACCUCCUGCUGGAGAUCACCAAGAUGGAGAGAGAGCAGCACGUCCUGCAGGAGAACCUGGGAAGGAGCUCAGAGAGAGGAGGUGGAGAAAAGGACAGAGGUGGAACUGGGGGGAGAAGAAGAGGAUCAGAGAAUGACUCUGUGUCUCCUAGUGGCUCAGAGGACGCACGUGAAGACCCGACCGAGGUACCGGUGUCCAAAGAGAAGAAAGAAACAGAUGACCCAGAGCGCCCUCCUGUCCUCUCAGUUUCUCAAGACUGGGUUCCAAUCCUAGACAAAGUCUUUGGCCAAAAGUGGUGCAGUGACGUCUGGCACAUCAAAGAGCUUACUGGGGGAGACCGGAGCGGGGUGGCAGCCGAAGGUGGUGGGCAGGGUCUUGGUGUGGGAGGCGGGGGGCACAUGAAGCCUCUCUCUGUCCCUGUGACCCUGGAGCCUUCACCGUCCUCCCUUCAGCAGGAUCCCCGCUGGACUCCUCUGGAAGACAUGGAAGUGUUUUCUCCUGAUGAAGAAGACGCUACAGAGACACUUCAAACAAACACUGGGACGGGUACCAACAGUUCCACUGAACCCCCUUCUGGACCCCCUCUCAGCCCUACAGGGUCUUCAAGUCGUCGCUCCUCGGCCUCCAUGCUUCAUCGUCUCUUGACACUGCCAUCUCAACUCCUAGACGAGGAUGAAGACGCAUCUGCUAAGGAAACCCUGUCAGCUCUGGCAAACGACCGUGCCAAUGAUGGCCAUGAUGGCAUUGAACCACUUGUUCAGACCUGCCAUUCACCUUUGAUUGCGCGGGAGGAAGAUGAGGAGGAGGAGGAGGAAGAAGAGGAAGAGGAUAAAGGGAGAAAGAAGAAAAGACGAAGAGUUUGGUCGGAGUGUGAAGAGUGUGGGCGGAGGUUUAGUCGAAUGUCUCUGUUGAAGGCACACCGUCAGACUCAUGUCACUGAAAACACAGCUGCUGACACAUCAUCCCCCUCAUCUCCACCUGGCAGCGCUGCCUCGGCCCUACGCUGCUCAGAGUGUGGCAAAAGGUUCUCCUCAGCCACCCGCCUUCACAGCCACAUCCGGACCCAGCACCCAGUAAACUGGUCCUGAUCCAGGACUGAGCCCAGUGAGCACCUGGGCAAAACUGGAAACCAAUACAAACAGGAUAAAAUAAAGGCUAGACAUAACAAGACCAGGUUCACAGACCGACCACAGAACAAAACUAGGAUCCACUGGCCAGAGACCAGAUCAGAACCAGAGACAAAAGCUGUAAAAAACCCAAAUAACCUUUUUGACCAGUCCACUUUGAUGACACUUUGACACUUAAACCAUAUUUACACAUUUAUUAAAAUGUGUUUUUGAAGAUCAUAAUAAUAAAAGUUUAAACUACCACGUAAAACAUUCUCCUUGCAAAGAAUGCCGUAAAAAAGUCUCAUCACUGCAGUAAGUGGUGGUUGAAAUGAUAAAAGCACACUAGAGCUGAAGCUUGUCUGGGUGCAGAAGGCACAACUGUGCAUCAUGUGUUUGUGGAAAUGACUGAGCACUAGCAAAAUCUGUCUGAUGGACAUGUUACAGAUACAUGUGUAUAUAGAGACAAAACAAGCAUUCAUCAAAUGGUACCGAUGGUUUUAUUCUAAUUGUUAAAGUCAACACAUCCAGAACAUUGUUUUUAAAAACAGUAUUUUAUUUGAUACCUUAAAUAUAUUAUUUACACUGGCAUAGAAACAAUUCACAAGCAAUGAAAUAAAUGUUCUUCUGUCUCAUCUCAUUAGACAGACCUCAUCUGGAAAAUAAUUGUUAUAUUAAUAUAAUUACGAAUAUUUAUAUAGCAGUGCAUUACAUUCACAAUAGUUAAAAGUUCCAGCUUAGACAUCUUGGACUUUACGUAUACUAACGUUAAAGCUAAAAAUUUAUUAUGGUUAUUAUAAAACAUGAGUCUCACAGGGUACAUAACAAGUGCUUGAAACAAUAACCAUAUAAAAAGUAAAAUCUGAGAAAGUAAAAAUACCAAAUUUAAAAGGGAACAAAGUGUCAAAAGCGUCUCUGGAGGAAGGUCAAUGAUGGGUUAUCACAUGAUGGCUGGUUCUCUUUUGUAUUCAUUUCCAGCUUUUCAAUAAUACCCAAAUUCAUUCUAGUUACGAUUCUUAUGUGUUUUAUUAGCUUCAAAACAUUCAGGUAGCAUCUUAUGUGUUCCUACAUUACAGGGCUUUAGUCCCAAAGAAAACCAAAACAUUCAGCAAAGGUUCAAGCUGUUAAUAGUUACUAGCAUAGGGAAGCUAGGAGAGCAUAACUGCAUAGGAGUUUUAACAAUCAUUUCAGGGACUUGUAAAAAAAAAUAGACAUAGACAAGAUCUUUCUGUAAGAAUUCUGCAAGGAUUCAAAUUAAUUACACUUUUGAACCCUUUUAAAUGGCAUCAGAUGAAAACAUUUCCUUCAGAUGAAGAGGAGAAUGGCCAUGGGAAUUGAACUGCACCCAGAAAGUAAGGAGAGGUUCUUGACAGAAGCCUCAGAGCGGAGGUGAUGAAGGGGGUGGCAAAAAUAUUUAAAAUCCACAGGUGAAAACACUUUCACCUACUGUACAUGCUCCCGGACAGUAAAACAAGCUCCAAUGACUUUGGAGGUGACUUCUGUUCCUGUCCUCUUCCUCCCCUCACUCUCCCGUUCAUUUUUGUGUUUUUUUGAACAAUGUGUUCAGUGUGGAAGGCAACACUCAUAAGAGGUGGUGACUUGAUUUUUCUAUUUGUUUUUAAGUGCCCUUUAUGUUUUUUAAGUUAACGGACUCCACCUUCUCUUGAACAAAUUUCAGUGGUGACCGUUUGUAUUUUUGUUGUUAAAUUGACAUUUUUUGACGAUAUUCCAGAAUGUCGUGUCACUACUUGUUCGGGAAAAGACACAGUACGGGAUGAACUACAUGUGCAACUGUGACAUCGUUUGUUUGCACUCAUUGAAUGUGAAUCUCAGUGGUUUGUAUCUUUUAUAUGUUGUACAGUUUGUACUUUUCAAAUGGAACUAAUGUAAUGAGAGAAAGGAGGACAAGAGGAUUUUUUUUUAUUAUGCAAUGGUUUACUCCUCUCCUUUCAUUCCUUUCUUUAACACCCUCAUCUUUUACUCCUGUUUGGUUUUGUAACCUCAAGUCCACACACAGAUACCUCCAGACAAACAAACACAACCACAAAGGUUUUCUGCUGGAAAUUAUGAUAGCACUAUUUCUGCAAUCUCUGGCUUUAACUAAUGGUGUCCUUUGUUUUGUUCAGGUUAGAGCUAUUCUAAAUUAAAUAUGACCCAAUAUGAGUGCAAUUUUUGACUUAUCAAACCGAAAAUUAAAUUUGUAAAGGAAAUAAUUUGUGCCAAUGCUAAAGGCCUAGCAACUACAAAGUAAACCCUAAAAAAUGUCCAGAAACCAACAUAUAUACAUAUAUUGUUGUUCUAUGAUAUCAAAACUUGAAGAUUGUAAAAAUUCAAAACCGUGUAAUGUUUUUUUUUAACUAGUUUUAAAUAAGAGAUGUUCAGUGAGUUGAUCUGUUGUCAACACUGAAUACAAGACUUAUGCCAUCACAAAUUAUUUUGUAAUGUUUAAUGAAGACUGCCAUGCAAUGAAGUGCUGUCAUGGUAUGAAGGUCACUUUCAUGUCUGAUCUGAUUUUAACCAUUAAAGAUAACAUCAUUA